Messenger RNA from Drosophila montana, 1124 nucleotides. RefSeq lists its product as uncharacterized. Bases 428 to 892 code for a protein of 154 amino acids. The record is from RefSeq and is a predicted model, not a curated record. The transcript has 2 exons. NCBI's taxonomy places the organism in Eukaryota, Metazoa, Arthropoda, Insecta, Diptera, Drosophilidae.
AAUAUUUAGAAUCAAUCGAAAAACUUGAACUCUGCCACUUUCACUGCUUUGGCAUUUGAUAUAUUUGAAUUUCUUUUGGCACCUGCCAAAUGUAUAACAUAGGAAAUUAACAAAUUGCUCAAAACUUAAAUGCAAAUAACUAACUCAAACACUAAGCGAAUUGCCAAGCUCACUGAGAGCGCCGAGAGCUGGGCGAGCACCGUGAGCCAAGCGCAGCUGAAAAGUUGGCCAGGUGCCCGCCAGGGCUCGACGAAAGAAAAAAAAAAAGCAAGCAAACGCAGCAGUUGAAAUAAGUGCGAGAGACAAAGCGAGGCGAAAACCAGUGCAAUACCAAGCGACUGCCCGUUCGGAGCUGUCAGCAGUUAAGUUUCCCAAAAGAAAAUACGAAACUAAACCAAAAAAAAAAAAACAAACAACAACAACAAAUAUGCGCUUGGAGCUGCAGCUGAAGAUGCUGCUGCUGCUUUCGCCGGCGCUGCAGGCCGCAGUUGUGCCGCAGCUGGAGCUGGAGCCCGUGGACGCAGUGCAGGAGAUUGGCUAUCUGGAGCUGAAGCCGAAUGGCACGUUGAUCUUGCGACAUGCCGCCCAUCAGAGUGACGGCAAUCUGCAGAAUUUGCUGUUGCUGCGCAGCGUGUUGCAGGCACUGAAGCUGCAUCCCGGCGAGGAGCAGUCCAAGCUUAACAUCAGGAUCUAUGGCGAUGGUGUGGAGCAGAAGUUUCCGCCGCUGCUGGAGAACAUAAUACAGCGCAUACAAACAUUCUUCUCCAUCUACCGCUAUACGGACACCAGUCGACCCGUGCGCAAAGAUGAGCCAACCACGGAGCCGGCCGUAAGCACGCGAAGAGCCGAAGAUCCGAAGGCAACUCAAGUGCCCCAACAGCAGGUUGCCUGAUUAAAUGUGGGCGAGGAUUGGACUGCGGAUUGGACUGAAAUAUGAGAGAUAUUAUAUUUAUUUAUUUGGUAUUUAUUUUGGUGUUUAGCUUAGCGAUUGACCAGCAAUAAAAGCCACGCUCCACGGCUAUUGUAACUGUAACGUGGAGGGGCGCCCGCAUUUUGGCCAGCUUAUGGCUGGGCACGUCUCCACGGCUACUUAGUAUGCGUCGCCGUGUCUGGAGCGCGAUUUA